This is a messenger RNA of Prunus armeniaca (apricot), 783 nucleotides long. Lineage: Eukaryota; Viridiplantae; Streptophyta; Magnoliopsida; Rosales; Rosaceae. The record is from the annotation of a GenBank genome assembly.
AUGGGUGUGGUGAGUGUUUCUGCUUGCCUUGCCUCUCUACUUAUCUCACUAAUGUGGGUUGCUGAAGCAAGAAUCCCAGGGGUGUACAGUGGGGGUGCAUGGGAAGAAGCUCAUGCCACCUUCUACGGAGGCUCUGAUGCCUCUGGCACCAUGGGUGGGGCUUGUGGAUAUGGAAAUCUCUAUAGCCAAGGCUAUGGCGUGAGCACAGCUGCACUGAGCACUGCCCUCUUCAACAAUGGCCUCAGCUGCGGUGCCUGCUUUGAAAUCAAGUGUGCAAAUGACCCAAACUGGUGCCACUCUGGAAGCCCAUCAAUUUUCAUCACUGCCACCAACUUCUGCCCUCCAAACUUUGCUCAACCAAGCGACAAUGGCGGAUGGUGCAAUCCUCCCAGGCCUCACUUUGACCUGGCCAUGCCCAUGUUUCUCAAGAUUGCCGAGUACAGAGCUGGAAUUGUCCCUGUUUCUUACCGUAGGGUGCCAUGCCGCAAGCGCGGAGGGAUCAGGUUCACAAUCAACGGCUUCCGUUACUUCAACCUGGUUUUGGUAAGCAACGUCGCGGGUGCAGGGGACAUCGUGCGGGUGAGCGUGAAAGGAUCCAAGACUGGCUGGAUGAGCAUGAGCCGUAACUGGGGUCAAAACUGGCAGUCAAACGCCGUUCUGGUUGGUCAAUCGUUGUCCUUCAGGGUCAGAGGCAGUGACAGGCGCACUUCCACCUCAUGGAACGUUGUUCCGGCCAAUUGGCAGUUCGGUCAAACAUUCACCGGGAAGAACUUCAGAGUCUGA